UCCUGCGGUCAGUGGUGCCAUCGAACAGUAUCGGAAAAGAGAAACCAUGACCAGGGCUGGUAUCGCGAUCGUCUUAACAUUGACGGUGUCAACCAUCAUUGCAAUACGAGUACCAACAGUAAAUAAUGGCGAAUCUGAUGUACAGUCGGGAGGAAUUGACACAUCUGACAGUACCGUAGCGUCUCGGCAAGCAGGUUACGGUUUGAUCAAAUUCGAAGAUCAACAGAGUCCUAGCCAGAACCAGUUUGGACUUAUUACUUUCGAAAGCCAACCCACGAGACCAUUGAAAUUCGAAGAGAGUAAUUUCAGUAACCAAGGCGUCGCUAAUUUGAACUUCCCUUCUGUUAGUCAAAAUUUACCAAAUAACGUUUUGAAUUACCCUCCAGACAAUUUAAACGACCUGGAUAACAACCCGACAGGAGUGGUUUUCCAAGACAAUAACAAUUUAGAAGCUCAGAAUCAAAGACCUGUAGCACAGAAGCAAAAGAAGAAAAGGAGACGCAGGCGCAGACCCAGACUACAGCACUUCCCCGGACAAGGUUACCCUGGUCUCGGGCCAUUACCAGGAGAAUUUCCUCAGGGAGGAAAUCCCUAUACCAACCCAGGUUAUCCUGGACAGUUUCAGGGGCCUUACCGUCGGCCAAAUCAGUCUCCGGCAUCGCAGGCGCUAACGGCGGUCACGGAAGCAUUGACUUCAAUAGCUCUGUAUGAUGACUACCAGUGCGUGCCUAGGCUGUUGUGCGAAGCUGCUAGCGGCGGCGCCUUGGCCACGGCCGGUGCCUCGCCGGUAUUGCAGUCCAUUGCCAACAUUCAACCACUGCUCACGCUCCUAGCGGCAUACAAUGGCGCUAGCAUCUCACCACUUUUCGUGUUCGGGCGCGCUGUCUUCCUCGGUAUGACUUCAAAAAGUAAUCCAGGCACCUGUCGUUACGCCUACUCGCAGUGCCCCAACGAUCCUGAACAGCUAGUGCACUACCUUAAUAACCACAAUGGAGGCUUUUUCCGUUUCUUCAGCAAUCCACAAUAUCCGAAUGCUCAAUUGGGUCAACAGAACUUAGAACAAUUUUACAAUCAACUAGCUGGUCCGGGACAGUACGGCCUUCAAUCUAAUUUCCCUAAUCAACCAAGUCCACACAAUCAAUACGGCUUGCAGCAGAAUAUCAAUGCCCAAAAUUACGGUAUUUACUCUCCCUAUCCUGUCGAUCAAUUUAAUGGACAGCCUCAACAUAGUGCCUUCCCCGGACAAAUCACAGGGCAACAACAAAAUUAUGGACUGUUCCCAAAUGUUCCCUAUCAAAAUUUAGGCGUCCAACCAUCAAACCUGUACAACGGAUAUAAACAAAAUUACGGUUACGAAUAUUCGUACCAGAAUAAAAACGGUUUGAAUCAAUACAGAACAAACUACAAUGACACUGAAGAGAACAGAGCACAAAAGCGUAUACAGAACAUUAAAUUUUCAAGCCAAGAAACGACAAUUGAAAACUUGGAUUACGAUGAUCGUAAUACGAAGUGGUUAUUCCCAGAUGCUACUAAAAGCACUAAAUUUUACAGUAACGGCGAAGGAAAUAUAAGAGGUGGAAGACAACUGCAAUUUCCCGAAAGAGAUGCAACAAAUGAAAAUGUUAGUAGAAUUGCAAAAGGCUUUUAUUUUCCAGGGGACCAAAGCAACCGACAAUAUUAUGAUUUCUAUAAACCUAUGUUUUCACUGUUUAACAACAAUCCAGACAAUGAUGGACACAAACUGACCAACGUUAGCCAUAACAUUGACCAUAAUGAAGAUGAAUUUGAAAUUAUUUAUAUUGUCCGGGGAGACGGCGACCCUAACAAUCCUGAGAUUCAAAAAGUAAGACAUGGAGGGAAAGUGCUUUAAAAAUAUCAGUGAGAAAAAGUCCGAUUUGUCUAGCAACAUAGUGGCUGACUUAUCUGUAAUGGACGGGAUUUUUUGCUAAAUUUAUGUACUUAUAGCUUAUAGGUACAUAUUGUUAUUUUAUAUUAAAUAAAAACUGUUAUAAUGUAAGGUUGUAAUUAAAUAACUAGACUCAAUUAACAAAAAAGUCAAUUACGACUGAAUUAAUAAAAAAC
Messenger RNA from Hyposmocoma kahamanoa, 2082 nucleotides. RefSeq lists its product as uncharacterized. The record is from RefSeq and is a predicted model, not a curated record. Lineage: Eukaryota; Metazoa; Arthropoda; Insecta; Lepidoptera; Cosmopterigidae. The coding region runs from base 47 to 1870 and encodes 607 amino acids. The transcript is spliced from 5 exons.